GCUUGCAAAAUGGUUUUUGGUGUGACCAUUUUCUCAGACUGAAGCUUUAGUAACAUGCCUUGAUUUCUGAGGCAGAGAUGCUAACAGCACGUGACAUGUUUCCUUCUGCUUCUUUACUCAAUCCCAAAUCUUCAUUAGAUUUUCAUUCCCAAAGUCCCUUCCUUUUCUUUUCUCUUUUUGGCACUCCCUUUUUUGCCGGCAGCUGUUUGCUUAAAAUCAAGGGUUUGGUCUUAAACACCUUACAGAUUCAAAUGCUUACCAUCAUUUAUUUUUUUCCCCUUUUAAUAAUGUUUAAUGGAAGUUCAAACCAUAGUUCCCAAAAGUUGAACGGAGUUGAAGUUUACCAUAAUCAAAGCUGUUGUUGUAGCUUAAUUAUUGAAACCCACAUGCACAUAAUAGACCAUUACACAUUUAUAAAAUAUAAAAAUAAAAAGAUUUGAAGAAAAUAUUCAAAGAAACAAGAGAUGGGGCUAUUAAAUUUGUCUAAUAUCUAGAUUCGAAUCACUUUGCUCCUAAAGCUAAAAACAUAAAAUUAUUACUGUAAAUAAAUGCAAAUUAUUUAAGUGGCAAUUGGUCUCAAUUCCAGCCCUAGUGGCCAAGUACUCCCAACAUAACCUUACCGUAGUCAGUGUCUCAUCUUUCCCCUAUUGUCACUCUGAAAGUCUCACUUCCCAUUGCUCUCUUCCCCACUCUCUCACUUUUUCUAAACCAGAUCAUGUUUAGUGGCUCCCCUGGUAAUUUAACCAAAAUCUAAACCCAUUUCCACUAACCAAAGUUUUCUGGUUUCAUCUAUAAUAGACACCCUUAUAAAGUCACACUCACAAGCUAUCUAUAAAACCAGGCCUCCUCUGCUCCCUUUUCUCACUCUUUCAAACCCCAAAAACACCAGCACAGUGGCUUCCUUUGUAAUUUAAGCACGUUCCGAGCCUGUUUUCCCCUCUCCAAGCACUAAACUUUGCUUACUUCCCCUAUAACCGGCAUCAAAAACACUACAAAACUCUCUUUUCUUUUCCUUCACUUCAUCAAGAGAAAAGAACCCAGAAAGGAAAACUAAACCAGUGAGAAACAACACAAUGCAGCAAAGGCAACAUUUUCUUCAUCUUCUCAUUUUCUCUGUUUUUCUUCUCUUCCAAACCUCAAAUGGCCAUAACAUAACACGUCUACUAGCAAAGCACCCAUCUUUAUCAACAUUCAACCAUUACCUUACUCUCACGCACUUAGCUCAAGAGAUCAACCGUCGCACAACCAUCACUGUUCUUGCCUUAGACAACACUGCCAUGUCAUCUCUCUUAGCUAAAAAUCCUUCCAUUUACACCUUGAAAAACAUCCUUUCCCUUCAUGUUCUUCUUGACUACUUUGGUGCCAAGAAGCUUCACCAAAUAACCAAUGGCACUGCACUAGCUGCUACUAUGUUCCAAGCUACUGGGGUGGCUCCAGGAGUCUCAGGAUUUGUUAAUAUAACCGAUUUUAAAGGUGGGAAAGUUGGUUUUGGAGCUGAAGACAAUGGCGGAAGUGCGGAUUCCUUUUUUGUUAAAUCUGUUGAGGAAAUUCCUUACAAUAUAUCUGUGAUUCAGAUCAGCAAGGCUUUGCCUUCUGCUGUAGCUGAGGCACCUUCUCCAGGGCCAAGUGAGCUGAAUAUUACUGAGAUUAUGUCAGCACAUGGAUGUAAAGUGUUUGCUGAUACUCUUUUGGCAAAUCCUGAAGCCAUGGGAACAUAUGAGGACAAUGUUAAUGGAGGAUUGACUGUGUUCUGCCCUCUGGAUGAUGCAUUUAAAGCCUUUUUCCCAAAGUACAAGAACUUGACAGCCUCAGGGAAAGCAUCUUUCCUUGAAUUUUUUGGUGUGCCAGUGUACCAAUCUUUAUCCAUGUUGAAAUCCAACAAUGGACUCAUGAACACAUUGGCUACAGAUGGAGCUAGCAAGUUUGAUUUCACCGUGCAAAAUGAGGGCGAAGAAGUGACACUAAAGACCAAGGUCAACACUGUCAAAAUAACUGGGACUUUACUGGAUGAGCAGCCCGUUGCAAUUUAUACAAUUGAUAAAGUCUUGAUGCCUAGAGAAUUGUUCAAGGCAGCUCCGACUCCAGCCCCAGCCCCAGCCCCAGCCCCAGAGGAGGCAGCAGAUGCACCCAAGGGAUCCAAAUCCAAAUCCAAGUCCAAGUCCAAGUCAGCAGCGACACCAGCAUCAGAUGCACCGGCUGAUUCACCAGAUGGUGACGCAGCUGAUCAGACAGCUGAUAAUAAUACUGCUGUGAGUUUUAUGGGUGGAAGGUUUGUUGGUGUUGGAUUGAGCUUCUUGUUUGUGUUUUUGCUGCUGUAAGUUUUCUAGUUUAAUUUUGUCUUCCUUUUUUCAUUUCAUUUUUAUAUUCUGGAGAAAUAAGUGAUGCCUCUUAUUGCCAAAUUUAUUACUUACCUUCAGCGUGGUUAGGUUUUUUUUUUUUUUUUUGAUAUUGUUUUGGUGUCUGAUGAGUUUUCAAAGUAUUUUCUUUUGUGUUUGAUAGAUUAAGGUUUGUUAUUUUCUUUUUGCUGGAUGUAAGUUUGAUUAUUGUUUAUUGUCAAAAGACAGAUCCUUUAGAUCUAGUAAUACACGGUUUAUGCCAGCAGUUUUGACUUUUGAUGUUCUUCUCUUCUUAAUUACAAACUCAUUUAUGAAUGGUUCACAUGAUCAUAUAAGUAAAACGGCAGCAUUUAAAGGAAAGACCAAGCUACAAAAUGGUAGAUCACUAGAUGAAAGGAUCACCAACCCUUCAUCUAAUCAUCUUUGAAUUUUGAAUCAAAGAAAAAGGGAAUUACAAAAUCUUAGCUUAUUGUACAUGUCAAAAGGGGGAUGUUCAAGCCUUAGAUUGCUUUUAAGUUUUUAGGGGUUAUUACUUAUCAUACAUUAAUCUACACUGCCUAUGGAGGUAUUUUUAAUUGGUUUCAAGACAGACGUGCUUUGUUUGUAAAAGACCAAAGAAAAUACCACAUCAACUGAUGAAUUCAUAAGAAUUCCCGAAGGAUAGAUUCUUCCAAUUACGUCAUGUGGUCUGGUCUUCUGAUAAAGGGGACAGGGCCACGGGGGAAUCUAACCCAGUCGAACGUACCGUUAGUAAUAAGUAGAGCCCGCACCGGAUAGCAAACAAUGGCAGGGAACAAAGACUUAAAAACCUCAUUAAGCCAUUUGGCACGAGUCCCACAAAUCUAGGAGUUUCUAAGCAAAGAGUAAAAGAAUUGCAGUACCCUACGGGAGGAUAAAAGUUUGUGAACAAGUAUAAGAUAAAGUUUUCUAAUCCUUGGCAUUGUGUGAAAAGUGAAGUCAGAAAGCUAUUUGGAUCCAAGUUAAUAAAGGACAAUACAGUCUGCCAGGUGGUGAAUGAAAACUAAGAUGUUUCUGCUACUUGGCAGACAAUACACUAGUGCCUUGCAUCACAAAUAGGUCGAAUUACCCGUCAAAGAUUUAAACAAAAAAUUAUAACUCAUUAAAUGAAUUUGGAUAUAACUUUU
This is a messenger RNA of Durio zibethinus, 3481 nucleotides long. It is a transcript of the gene FLA1, whose product is annotated as FASCICLIN-like arabinogalactan 1. Gene Ontology annotation, biological process: root development; shoot system development. NCBI's taxonomy places the organism in Eukaryota, Viridiplantae, Streptophyta, Magnoliopsida, Malvales, Malvaceae. Gene Ontology annotation, cellular component: plasma membrane. The record is from RefSeq and is a predicted model, not a curated record.